CAAAUAUUGAUUAAAAGUUGUUUUGCAACAACAACAAUAUUAACAUCAAGAAAAAAAAGUAGAGCAAUAGAGUUGAAUAAGAGAAAAAGAGAGAGCAAUAACCAGCGUAUGCGAAUGUUGGAGAGUGUGUGUGAAUUUUUCUCCAAUUAGAAAACUAGUAAGAAAAACAAAAUCAAAAAGGAUAUUAGUAGUUAAAAGAAGAACAGAAGUAAUUGAUAAAAUAAAAACCGGUAGAGUGAAAUGGAGGAAGAAAAACUUACACUGCCCGGCUUGCCGCCUUUGCCAAAAAGUCUUAGUGCUGCUAUACAGCAUCCUUCAACAGCUUCACCCCUUAAUCAUGGACACAAUAGUCAUUUCCUAGAUCCUGAUUUAUAUUUGGGGGCCUCUACUUCCUCCUCAGCUGCAGCACAUCGUCAACGUGGUGGUGGAGGUAGUAGUGGCGGUGGCGGCAGUUCAAAUUCUUAUCGUCAUGGCAGUUUAUCUUCUACACAGGAGUCACUAAGUGAUCGUGAAAGUUUACACAGUCGAGCCUCCUCUACACACAGUGGCCAGCUUCAUUUAUAUCAAUCCCAGCAACAGCAUACUCCUACCAACAACAAUCAUUCGAAUCACAGCAGCAAUAACAACACCCACAAUAAUCACCAUCAUCAACAGCAGCAGCUGCAUCAGUCACGUACUGAUAGUGAUAGCACUUCCACUUCUAGUACCACCUCUAAGCUAGACACCCAAUUGGCUAUUCUAAGGCGAGAAAUGUAUGGCCUAAGGCAGCUGGAUCUUUCGCUGCUGUCACAAUUGUGGGCUUUAAAUGAAUCUAUACAGGGAUUUCGUGCUUAUCUGCAGGAACAGGAGGCUCUUUCGCCACCCUCUCCCUCACCAACACCCUCUGAAACUAAUUCAUUAACUUCAGAGCCAGAAGAUGAGUCAUAUUCAAAUCAUCAGCCGGUUAAUAAUGCCAAGCUUAUGCCUCAGAUCUCGCUAACGGCUCAACAGCAGCAGCAGCAGCAGCAACAGCUGCAACAACAACAAAUAAUACCACCAAAAAGAGGUUCAACCACUUCUCAUGCCUCCUCUACCACAACUUCCAAUACUUCGGGUUCUUCUUCGAACAACUCCUCCAUAACUAAACAUCAGCAGCAACAGUUGCAUCAACAGAAACAACAUCAUCAUCACCACCAACAUCAUCAAAGUAGUAGUCAAGGUAUGCCGCCCUUAGCACCAGCACCGCAAAAAUCACAUCCACAAUUGCCACGUAUACUACAGCAGCGUAUGCGUCGUGCACCACCACCGCCACCACCAAAUCGUCCUAAAUCUUCGGCCUCCAUAGCCUCGGCAGCUUCAAUAUCGACCACCACCAGUCAUGGUGGCGGCGGUGGUCGUCACAGUAGUAAAUCUUCAUCUCCCUCUCCUUCACCCGGAGGCAGUAUUGGUGGUGGUGUCGGUGCUACCGCCACUUCAUCGACUUCAUCAUCAUCUUUGGCCCAAAGGCAUGUAUGACAAAAUCCCUUCUUAGACUAGGCCCUAGAGCUGCCCGUCUAGUUUAAGAACAAAGGGGGACAAAAAGUAAUUGCAUCAAACCAAAUCAACAGAGUUACAUGCCGUAUUAACAACUACAACAAUAACUUUAAAUCAAAAGUAUAAAUCAAUAAUUUUUAACAGAAAGGAAAAAAGAAAAACAAAAACAAAUCGUUAUAAAUCAUCAUCAAGUCAAAGUCAAUUCAAUUCGUUUUGUAUAGAAGACAUUCUUCAUCUAUCUAAAACACUCAUUUAACAUAAUAUAUACCAUCUACAAAUUCAA
Molecule: messenger RNA, 1795 nt
Organism: Lucilia cuprina (Australian sheep blowfly)
Lineage: Eukaryota; Metazoa; Arthropoda; Insecta; Diptera; Calliphoridae
Gene: lmgB
Product: dendritic arbor reduction protein 1
Exons: 2
Coding region: 241-1494 (417 amino acids)
Source: RefSeq, a predicted model, not a curated record